CUUUAUUUCUUUUCCCAUUAUCCCAUAUUUGCCCCUCCUCUCUCUCAGAGUCUCCUCGCCCAAACCCAAACCACAAGCAAAGAACUCAGACUAGUAUUUAAGACAAGCGCCUCCGAUCCGUUAUCUCUUCUCUGCCCUUCUUCUACCUUCACUAAUUUAUUUUUCUCCAAUGGCGCCGGCCGUGACGGAGCGGAUGGAGCUCGCGAAGCUUUGCAGCUCCAAGGAUUGGUCAAAGGCUAUUCGAGUUCUCGAUUCACUCCUUUCCAAGUCCUGCGCCAUUCAGGACCUCUGCAAUCGAGCUUAUUGCUAUAGCCAAUUGGAGUUGCACAAGCACGUCAUCAAAGACUGUGAUAAGGCGUUGCAGCUCGAUCCUAAGCUUCUCCAAGCCUAUAUUCUUAAAGGCCGUGCAUUUUCUGCUCUAGGAAGGAAAGAGGAAGCUCUUUCAGUUUGGGAGCAAGGUUAUGAGUAUGCUGUUUGUCAGUGUGCAGAUUUGAAACAACUUCUGGAGCUGGAAAAUCUCUUGAGAAUUGCUAAACAAAAUGGUUCUAUUUCUUGUCAGAAUCAUGUGAUGGAGUCAUCUGGGUUGUCCGUUCCUGCAAGUGGGUCUGUUGUUUCCACAAAAGCUAGUGAAAUAUCUAAUGAAAACGGCAAAUCAAAUGGAAAAAUUAAACCAAGCAGCAAGCCAAGCAAGCAAUUGGAGGCCCAUGACAAGUUACAAAAUGGAUCGAAUCUUAAUGUCAAAGGAGAUGAAGUUUCUGGCAGUCAAUCAAACAAAAAACAUGAGAGCCACUCAACUAAAACUAAUGGGAUGGACAAGAAGUUGGCAGGAAAAUCUAUGUUGAAUGAUUCAUCUGAUUCUACCAUGGAUUCAUCUGUUGUUUACGGUGAACCUAGCGAUUUUUCUGAUAUAUGCAGUGAAUCAUUUAGCUUAUCAGAAAUUCAGAAUGAAUUAAUGGAUGAGGCCAAUAGGAGCAAAAAGUUCUGUGUUGCUAGGAUCUCGAAGAACAAGUCUAUUAAUGUGGAUUUUAGAUUAUCAAGGGGAAUUGCACAGGUUAAUGAUGGAAAAUAUGCUUAUGCUAUAUCCAUUUUUGACAAGAUACUAGAAGAAGAACCCGAUUACCCUGAGGCCUUAAUUGGAAGGGGAACGGCAUAUGCAUUUCAACGAGAACUACAUGCUGCCAUUGCUGAUUUUACUAAGGCGAUACAAUCAAACCCAUCAGCAGGUGAGGCUUGGAAACGCAGGGGCCAAGCUCGAGCAGCCUUGGGAGAAUCGGCUAAGGCAAUUGCUGACCUGACAAAAGCGUUGGAAUUUGAACCCAACUCGGCUGACAUAUUGCAUGAAAGGGGAAUCGUAAAUUUUAAGUUUAAGGAUUUUAAAGCAGCUGUAGAAGACUUAUCAACAUGUGUGGAAGUUGAUAAGGAUAACAAAUCUGCAUAUACAUACUUGGGUUUGGCUCUAUCUUCACUUGGUGAAUAUAAAAGAGCAGAAGAAGUGCAUAUGAAAGCAAUCCAGAUAGAUCAAAAUUUCCUUGAGGCUUGGACUCAUCUAACUCAGUUUUACCAAGAGAUGGCAAAUUCAGAAAAGGCUCUACAAUGCAUUCAUGAGAUUCUUAAUAUUGAUGGAAGGUUUGCUAAAGCAUAUCACCUGCGGGGGCUUCUUCUCCAUGGGAUGGGAGAGCACAGGGAUGCCAUCAAGGAAUUAUCAGUGGGAUUAAGUAUUGAGAGCUCGAACAUUGAAUGUCUAUAUCUAAGAGCUUCUUGUUAUCACGCAAUUGGAGAAUUUAAAGAGGCGGUUAAAGAUUAUGAUGCAGCCUUGGAUCUCGAAUUGGAUUCAAUGGAAAAAUUUGUGCUCCAGUGCUUAGCCUUCUAUCAGAAAGAAAUUGCGUUGUACACAGCUUCAAAGUUCAACACCGAAUUUUCAUGGUUUGACCUAGAUGGUGACAUAGAUCCCCUCUUUAAGGAAUAUUGGUGUAAAAAGCUGCACCCGAAAAAUGUAUGUGAGAAAGUAUACAGGCAACCCCCUCUGCGAGAUUCUUUAAGAAAGGGAAAGCUGAAAAAGCAAGAAUUUUCUCUCACCAAGCAAAAGGCAGUCCUUUUACAGGCUGCAGAUUCCAUUGGCAAGAAGAUCCAGUACCACUGUCCUGGAUUCCUGCCCAACAGACGUCAGUAUCGAAUGGCGGGACUUGCUGCUAUAGAGAUUGCACAGAAGGUUGUAAAGGUUUGGCGUUCUCUGCAAAAUGAAUGGAAGCACUCAAAUAAAGGUGCACAAAAACAUGGAAAGAAAGUCAGGAGGAAAGAAAAACUCAACCCUCCUAGUCAGAACAGAGGUGGGGCUGGUUGCAGCACAAGCAGUUUUUUGGAACCAUCUAUUUCAUGUAGUGCGGUUGAAGAUAGAUCAUAUGGACGCCCUACAAUGCCAUGGCACAGUCUUUAUUCUUUGGCCGUAAAAUGGAGACAGAUCUCUGAACCGUGUGACCCAGUUGUCUGGGUUAACAAGUUGAGUGAGGAGUUUAAUUCUGGAUUUGGGUCCCACACUCCUCUUAUUCUCGGGCAAGCCAAGGUUGUACGCUAUUUUCCAAAUUUUCAGAGAGCACUGAAUGUUGCCAAAGCAGUAAUAAAGGACAAUAAGUAUGUCCGUGACAAGAACGAUAACAUCAUUAAUCUCAAUGAAAAUGGAAAACUGCAUGAAAUAAUGAAUGCAGAAUCCUGCUCUGAUCUUUACAAAGCUGUGGGCCAAGACUUCUGGUUGGCUACUUGGUGCAACAGCAUGGCAUUCGAGGGAAAACGUCUUGAAGGAACAAGGAUAUGCCUAGUAAAAGCGGACCAAAUUGGACAUGACUUUGCCAUUAGAACACCUUGUACACCUUCUAGGUGGGAGGACUUCGAAGUGGAAAUGACUUCAGCAUGGGAGGCACUCUGUGAAGCUUAUUGUGGUGAAAACUAUGGGUCGACAGACUUUGAUGUGCUUGAGAAUGUGAGACACGCAAUUUUAAGGAUGACCUAUUACUGGUACAACUUCAUGCCGCUAUCACGGGGCACAGCUGUAGUUGGUUUUGUUGUGUUGCUUGGUCUGUUACUUGCCGCUAAUAUGGAAUUUACUGGGAGCAUACCAGAGGGUGUGCAGGUGGAUUGGGAAGCAGUCCUAGAACCUGACCCUAAUUCCUUUAUCUCUUCUAUAAAGAGUUGGCUAUAUCCUUCUCUCAAGAUUAAUACAUCCUGGAAAGGGUACCCUGAUGUCGCGUCAACGCUUGAGACAACAGGACUAGUUGUUGCUGCAUUGAGCACCUACUCGGACUGAGCAACUCAUAUAGGUAAUCAAUGUUGCUCUAGUGAUGGAGAUAGUGGUUUCUGAACUAUACAGUGCACGUAUUUAAUCUGCUUGUUUCCUCAGGCAUUUAAAGAUCUUAUGUAAUAUAGAGGUCUGAAUAAAACAGCUUCGGUGGUACGAAAUGGUUCAUCAGGCACUCUUACAGUGAAUAACAAUAUUAAUUUAGGCAGGUUUCAAACUGGAAAUGGUCCGUGUUGUUAGCCAUGUACUUGUACAAUGUACCUUUUCCUUCAGUAAGCUUUGUAUAUGAUGAUGUUUCAGCCA
Molecule: messenger RNA, 3592 nt
Organism: Sesamum indicum (sesame)
Lineage: Eukaryota; Viridiplantae; Streptophyta; Magnoliopsida; Lamiales; Pedaliaceae
Gene: SRFR1
Product: Tetratricopeptide repeat (TPR)-like superfamily protein
Biological process (GO): negative regulation of DNA-templated transcription
Molecular function (GO): protein binding
Source: RefSeq, a predicted model, not a curated record